Echinococcus granulosus is the source of this 951-nucleotide messenger RNA. Its product is annotated as 39S ribosomal protein L30. The coding region runs from base 1 to 951 and encodes 316 amino acids. Gene Ontology annotation, biological process: translation. The record is from RefSeq and is a predicted model, not a curated record. NCBI's taxonomy places the organism in Eukaryota, Metazoa, Platyhelminthes, Cestoda, Cyclophyllidea, Taeniidae. Gene Ontology annotation, molecular function: structural constituent of ribosome. Gene Ontology annotation, cellular component: large ribosomal subunit; mitochondrion. The transcript has 4 exons.
AUGGGCGGUAUAGCCUCUGGGCUAUGUUUACUAGGCUGUCCACAUCUAGCCUUUUCCAACACCGGACCCGACAGGACAUUAGCCAUGUUAACUGCGGCUUGGCACAGGACUGCAUUACCAAAAUUGCAAGCCUUAACAGCAGUCAGAUUCUUUUCAGGGAGCCAUCAGCUUGGUGGAAAGGCUCGCACUUACGAAAGCAAGCCUGUUCCCGGUUCACUUGAUCAUAUUGACCCACUUGCAUGGGCUCAGAGACUUUUUGAUUUACACGAAAUAAGGAAAGCCUACACUUAUUUAAAUGAGUCAUCGCCGCUCUUUAUGAUAUGUAAAAUCAGGCCAAUUAAAGGGACAACGUUCUUUGAGCGCGCAUUUCUAGAGAAGUAUGGUAUUGGGCCCAAAACAAAACAACAUCAAUGGAAAGUUGUGAAAAAUACCCCACAAAUAGCAAAGGAGAUUGACCACAUUAAACAUUUAAUUAGAAUUCAGCCAAUUUCUUUCCCAGAUGGCCUACCUUUAUCCGAAGAAGAUCUGAUCAACUUCCGUUUAUUGCCGAACGGCGACUUUGUUCGUCGUGGAAGUUCACCAUUUCGUCCUGGAAAACCAUUAGAUCUUACCGAAUAUAAGAUUCUUGAGCAUCCAUGUGUCAGAGAGGAUAAGGUGCUCUGUAUUCCAGAUGCAAAAGAAAAUCCUCGAUAUUUGACGCGUGACUACCUGAAAAGUUGGCACAAUCAGCGGUGGCAACACCAUAAACUUCUUUCUGAAUUUUUCACUGCCAAGUACAAAUAUCGCCUUAAUCAAGAUGGACAGGAAUAUCGGUACAGUGGCUUAUGGCGAUUGGAUGAUGCGAUGCGUCAGUCGUUAAGUCAACGCAAGAACCUGGAUGGCACUUAUAAGACCCGGAAUAAUUCUCGCUUUGAAGCUGACUGGGGUACAUAUCCAUGGGCUUUCUACUAA